AUUCUUAUGAACAUCAUUAUAGUUCAGUUGCAAACUCUCUCUAUAUAAAUAGAGACACAGUGACAAAGAGGGAGAUAAGCAAAGAACUCACGAGAACUCUGGGAUUUUGCUUCUUUUCUAACUAGCCCACCUCAUGGAUUCCUCGUGAUUCCACUUUAACCUCUCUAAAAGUUUCAAACUUUUUUCUUCGUCUUUUGUGCAAAAGGCAACUUUACGAUGGCCCUCGACGGAAACGGCGGUGCUGUAUGGUUAAACAGCAGCGGAGAGGAGGAAGCUUCGUGGGGUGGGAAUCAAGAACACGUUGGAGCUUCUUCUCUUUCUCAUUUCAAGGCGCCUAUGCUUGAAAGUGAUUGGUUCAGUAACCAACAACAACAACAUCCACAAGAUCUCCACGUGUUACAGAACCAGCAAGAAGACUUCAGAUUCCUCGGCGAUUUCCUUUUCAAUCCCAACGACAAUCUUCUUCUUGAUUCCUCUUCCUCUCAACUUUUUACCCUCGACACAUCUCAGCCUUCCUUCUUACCUUCUAACAACAAGUCUUGUCUCCUCAGCGCUCCUUCCGACACAAACCCUUUCGACAAUGCCUUCGAGUUGGGUUCGUUGACACAAGGCUUCACUCCUUUGGAGUUACAAGGCUUCACCAGUCCUGCGAAAGUUCUGAAGCCUUUAGAGGUGUUAGCAUCAUCCUCUGGUGGACAGCCUACUCUGUUCCAGAAACGUGCAGCCAUGCGUCAGAGCUCUGAAACCAAGUUUGGAAACUCAGAGAGGAAGCUGAGCGAUGAGUCUGAUGAGCUGAACGAGAGUGUUCAGAACAGAGGAGGUAAAGGUAAGAGGAAAGGACUGCCUGCUAAGAAUCUAAUGGCUGAGAGGAGAAGAAGGAAGAAGCUUAACGACAGGCUUUAUAUGCUUAGAUCAAUUGUCCCCAAGAUCAGCAAAAUGGAUAGAGCAUCAAUACUUGGAGAUGCAAUCGAUUACCUCAAGGAACUUUUACAAAGGAUCAAUGAUCUUCACAACGAACUUGAGUCAACUCCAACUCCACCUGGAUCUUUGCCUCAAACUCCGCAGAGUCUUUCUUGCCAUGUCAAGGAAGAGCUCUGUCCUUCAUCGUUGCCAAGCUCUAAAGGCCAACAAGCAAGAGUUGAGGUUAGAGUAAGGGAAGGAAGAGCAGUGAACAUUCACAUGUUCUGUGGUCGUAGACCUGGUCUUUUGCUAGCUACCAUGAAGGCCUUGGAUAAUCUUGGAUUGGAUGUUCAGCAAGCUGUGAUCAGCUGUUUCAACGGGUUUGCCUUGGAUGUGUUCCGCGCUGAGCAAUGCCAAGAAGGACAUGAGAUAUUGCCUGAUCAAAUCAAAGCAGUGCUUUUAGAUACAGCGGGCUAUGCUGGUCUGAUCUGAUCAUGAGGUUCUUGAGCAUCUGAUGAAGUAGAGUGCUAGAAGAAACUAAGCCUUUAAACAUGCAAUUUUCUUUACUUUCUUUCAUCAAGUAUGCAAUUGUACAUGAGACAUGUUUAAAUUAACCUUUUUGAACUUGGGGGGGGUUGUUCGAUAUAUUACUCCAGCCUUUAUUA
Molecule: messenger RNA, 1565 nt
Organism: Brassica oleracea var. oleracea
Lineage: Eukaryota; Viridiplantae; Streptophyta; Magnoliopsida; Brassicales; Brassicaceae
Product: transcription factor ICE1-like
Exons: 5
Coding region: 217-1392 (391 amino acids)
Biological process (GO): regulation of DNA-templated transcription
Cellular component (GO): nucleus
Molecular function (GO): DNA-binding transcription factor activity; sequence-specific DNA binding; protein dimerization activity
Source: RefSeq, a predicted model, not a curated record